This is a messenger RNA of Sugiyamaella lignohabitans, 2418 nucleotides long. It is a transcript of the gene SIS1, whose product is annotated as type II HSP40 co-chaperone SIS1. The transcript has 2 exons. The coding region runs from base 1 to 2418 and encodes 805 amino acids. The record is from RefSeq and is a predicted model, not a curated record. NCBI's taxonomy places the organism in Eukaryota, Fungi, Ascomycota, Dipodascomycetes, Dipodascales, Trichomonascaceae.
AUGUCAAAAAGGCGUACAAAAAGCUGGGUAGGUACAGCACUUAAAUAUCAUCCCGAUAAAAACAGUGGUGAUGCCGAUAAGUUCAAAGUUCUGCUAGAAGCUCAGGAGACUCUCACUGAUCCAGUGAAGAGAGCAGGUUACAAUGCCAAGUUAGACGAGACGAAGAGGCCCAAUCCGACCUCGUACUCCCCAGGAUCCAAUUCAAGAUAUACCAGCAAUGGAAAUAAUCACGGCAAUGGGUCGAAUGCCAACCAAUUCCCGGGGUAUUCCACUUAUGCCGACCCUUAUUCGUUCUCGUUUGGAAGUGCUAGUUCCAGAGGAAGGAAUUUCAAUUCGAGGCAACAGCGACCAAACUUCUUUUCUUCUUUUUACAACAGAUCAAAUACGAAUCCAUAUUCGAGCUACUACUACAAUCAAGACUCGUUUCCAGAAAAUAACUUUUAUAGCGCCAACUACGAGUUCUUUACCCACCCGGGGUCUAGCUAUGGAUCCACUAAUUAUACAGGCUCAGCAUUCAAUUAUCAACAGCAACAGCAUGAACAGCCCUUUUAUCCAUACCAGCGACAACCGAAUCAGCACAGAGAGCAAACCCAACAAAAACAGAAACAAAAACAAUCAUCGACGUCUAAAAGUCAACCUCAACAGCAUCAGGCAAGGACCAGUAAUGAACGGGAUCGAUCCUCAACAUCUGAGAAUGGCAAUGCCAAGUCUCAAAAUCACGACAAUCCUACUUACUAUAGCCAGACCUGGGGUAGACAAGAGGUGAAGGAAAAGACCCGAACGUUCAAACGUACUGAUGGUGGGGCUGGCUCUUCUUCUUAUUCAUAUGUAGCUGGUGACGACAACAAUUCAAGCAACGACACUGAAGAUGCGAGCAAAAAAGCCAGUAAAGGUGAAAAGGUUUCAAAAGAUGAUGAUUCCAGCAAGACGAAUACAGACCAUCUAGACCGUUCAGAGCCGAUUAACUUCAAAGUACCCAAACAAAGCACAAACGCGAAAUCCACUGAGAAGAAACCUAAGAGAGAACAUAAUAAUCUGUUUGUUGAUUCUGAAGAAGAAAGUGAUUAUGACGGUGAUGAUAAUGAAGUAUAUGGAGAUGCUGCAGAGACGUUUGAGAAUGAAUUUGAACAGGAGUUCAACAACAUAUACCCCGAAGGAACUGGAUCCAGCGGGUCUAAUUUCUCCAAGAGAACUAAAUUUAAUGGAUCAAUGUUUACAGGAAGACAUUUUGCUCGCCAUACUCGCCAUUCGGAUCUACCACACAUGACCAGCACUCGCUUCGAUGAAGUUCCUAAAGGUGUACCUAUUAUUGAUCUUACGGAAGACGAUAUAAUAGAUCUGAGUGGCAACGACGAGUCCGGCAGUGAAACUGCAAAUGAGGAUGCCAACAGAGGACAGGAGAAAGAAAGCGGCGAUGCGACAAGCUACAGCAAAGGCACGGAAGACGUAGGAGACCCGGUGGGAUAUAUGGAAGAUGAUGCCGAUGAUGAAACAAGUAACUUGGGCGAUUCAGAGGUGCGGGCUCAAGAGUCUGUUUCGCAUGCCAGCAAGAAGAGAAACCCAGCUGAUGUUUCGUUUGAUGGUGCAGCCCCACAAUCUCCUUUGAAGAGAGCCCGUACAGUUCAUAUAGAAGAAGUACCAGAAGAAGACGGUAGUGGACGAUAUGACUCGUUGAAACGAGAUUUCAUAAACGUUACGCCCUUCACUCAGACUAAUGGUAAUUUCGAUUUGGGUGACUUGUCGCGAAAUAUUCCUGACAGCGACGGAAAUAGACCCAAUGUCUCUGCCAAACGAAAUGAAUCUGAUAACUUAACAACCUCCCGCAUGGACGAUUCCGAUCGAGUGAGUUCAUUUAUUCGACCCAAUGGCAAUUUCUUUACAAAACUGGAAACUGCAUUUACACCCGUAAACACAACAAUCCCCAAGGUAUUCACAGCAUCAGCAAAUUCUUCAGGACUACCCAAUAAUACGUUCGGCUCAGAGGCAAAUAAUCAAGGCCAGGCUUCGAGCAAUAUGCAGAACGGCGGGGUUGGCGGGGCCCAGCAAUUGAUGACGUCUAGUCCGAAUGACCUCCUUCAUCUUCAACCACCCAAGCCUCCUCAAGUUCCCAGCGAGGUGCCUACUUUGAUAGAACUUCAAGAAUAUGGCAUUCACAUGGAGAAAUACUUUGCUUCUUGGUUCGAAUAUUCUGGAAAAUUUACCGAUUAUCAGAAUAGUCGUCGCAGGGCCGACGAAAGCAAUGGUAUUUCGUUACUUCAGACAUCGGAGUCAGUUGAAAAGUACUUACAAGCGCUUCGUCAAGACCAAGCAGUGAAAGCUAUUUGGACAAUGGCCAUUGAAUCUCACGCAGUGGCCAUUACCGACUACCUCCGUGUUCGCCAGCUUUUUGAGAUCAAUGAGCACUAUAACAAAGCAUAA